Branchiostoma floridae (Florida lancelet) is the source of this 2399-nucleotide messenger RNA. Its product is annotated as maltase A3-like. The coding region runs from base 288 to 2387 and encodes 699 amino acids. The record is from RefSeq and is a predicted model, not a curated record. NCBI's taxonomy places the organism in Eukaryota, Metazoa, Chordata, Leptocardii, Amphioxiformes, Branchiostomatidae. Gene Ontology annotation, biological process: amino acid transport; carbohydrate metabolic process. The transcript is spliced from 11 exons.
ACAGACGCGCCGAUCAAGGGCAGUCGAUCGUGACGGUCAUGGGCAAGUUUGUGCUCCGCUGGGACUGAUUUGUCUCGGGAAAGUUGACUUACACGGCCAGGUGAGGGAGUACACUACCUGUUUCUGAGUGGGAGAGUUUUGAAGCCGGUUACCCUCUCACACACAAGCCUCCGUCCGCGCGCCCCGGGGUGUAAUGUGACACCAGACCGGCAGCACACCUGUCCGACAGGUUCCAGGUGACCCACGACGCGCACGUACGUACGUUACCUGUGUUACCUGGGCGGAACAUGCCACGCCUGGCCGCCUGCUCUGCGGUGUUUGCACUGGUUGUUCUGGUCGGCUACCUUUACGUCACAGAGAAACAACCCGUGUCUGUUAUGUCCGCCAUCAUGCGAGCCAUGGAGGGGGACGACUGGGAAAUAGAAGAUCUUCUCCCGAAGGAAAUCGGCAGGCAAUCUCAAUCUCAGAGGGAGGAGGACUCCGAUGACAGCUACCACUCCUCCUCAGACGACGACGACGAAGACGCUUUGCUGAGACCGUCUCGGAAGAAAUUACCGUCGUCUUCUCUGUGGCAGAAGUACAGCCGCGUCUUGAACCGAGCGUCGCUGUGUCUCUGCGCGGCGGUGCUGGCCUGCUUGGCGCUGGGGUCGGCGGCGGUGAUCUACUCGUACCGGAGCCAGCCCAGGCCGGAGUUACACUGGUGGCAGCGGGCGGUUAUCUACCAGAUCUACCCCAGGUCGUUCCAGGACAGCAACGGCGACGGGAUAGGCGAUCUCAGGGGUAUCGAGAGGCGGGUAGACUACCUGGAGUACCUGGGAGUGGAAGCCGUCUGGCUCAGCCCAAUCUUCAAGUCUCCCAUGAAGGACUUCGGCUACGACGUGUCGGACUUCACCGACAUCGACCCCAUCUUCGGCACCAUGGCGGACUUCGACAGCUUGUUGAAAGCCCUGCAUGCCAGAGACAUGAAGCUGAUUCUGGACUUCGUGCCGAACCACACGAGUGACCAGCACCACUGGUUCGUCUGGAGCUCCGGCAGUCGGGACGAGUCCAACCCGUACAGGGACUACUACGUGUGGGCGGACGGCAGGGACGGGGGGCCGCCGAACAACUGGGUGAGCGUGUUCGGGGGCCCAGCCUGGACGUACGUCGCGUCACGUGACCAGUGGUACCUUCACCAGUUCUUACCGGAACAACCUGACCUGAACUUCCGGUGUCCGGACGUCAGGAGACACAUGGAGAACGUGCUCCGGUUCUGGCUGGAGAAGGGCGUGGAUGGGUUCAGGCUAGACGCCGUGAAACACCUGGUGGAGACCGCGGACCUGUCCUGGCACGAGCCACCCAACCCCGGUUACGUGUCGGACCCAGAGGAAACACUGGAGCAGUACGGCAGCCUGCUCCAUCCGUGCACCACCAACCUGGAGGAGACUCACGCCGUCAUACGGGAGUGGAAGGCACUUCUGGACCAGUACAGCAAGAAAGGGUCUUACAGGUUCAUGAUAACCGAGGUGUACGAUGACGACAUGAGGGUGCUGAUGACGUACAACAGAGAAGCCGACAUGACCUUCAACUUUAACCUGCUGGGGCUGGGGUCCGGUGCGCAUGCGCCGGGAAACCACACGCGCCGAUUGGUGGAGAGCUGGAUGUCCAACAUGACGGACGGGCAGUGGCCAAACUGGGUGAUCGGUAACCAUGACAACCACCGCGUGGCUACCCGGGUAGGACCGCAGUACGCACGCGCGGCGAACAUGCUGCUGCUGCUGCUUCCGGGAACGCCCUUCUGUUACUAUGGCGACGAGAUCGGCAUGGAGGAUGCCAGGGUGUCUUACAACGACACGAAGGACACGUUCGCACUCAACAAUCCGGAGACGUACGAGACGAAGAGCCGCGACCCGGAGCGCACGCCCAUGCAGUGGAACCGCACGGAAAACUCGGGUUUUACCGACGCCGGGGUCCGACCGUGGUUACCCCUGCACGACAACUAUCACAGGCUCAACGUACAGGUGUACUGUCUAACCUUUAUCAAUGUUUUAUUUCCGCAGACGCAACGCGCGCACCCACGAUCCAUCCUACACUUAUUCCGCGCUCUGGUGGAACUCAGAAAAGAGCCGACCUUCCUGUACGGCACGAUUCGCUACUUCCUCUCGACGCCGAACAUCUUCGCCUUUUCUCGGACGCUUCGCGGGCGGCCGACGUAUCUGGUGGCGAUGAACCUUGGCGGGAAAUCGGAGACGCACAGCUACUACUCCUGGUGGGACGGCUGGCCCAGAGAGGCGGCGGUCGUUCUGACGAGCGACAUGGACAGGGAGGGGGAGAUGUUAGACCUGAAGGCACUGACGUUACGGCCGGGAGAGUGCGUGGUUGUGAAGUGGGGAAGGGCGUGGAACUGACUUUGAGAAAAA